AUGAACGAGAGCUCGUCAUCGACGCCGCCCGAGGAACCCAGCAACGAGAGCCACGAUGCCGCGGCCGCAGUGCCCGUGCGCCCGUACCGCUCGCACAAGGUGCCCGCCUGCGAGCGCUGUAGGGUGCGCAAGCUGCGCUGCACCGUCGACAUCAAAGACAAGCCCUGCCUGCUGUGCCGGCUCCACAGUGCCGAGUGCAGCCGCCGCCCUGGCGCUGGGGCCGCCGCCGAGCUGAACGCCUCCUCCUCGGCCGCCAGCGCUGGCAGCCGCCGGAAUGACCCUGCCCGACGGAGAAGCCGCAGCCCCCCUGCGCCCAAGCGCCGCCGCACCACCACCGGCUCCGCCGACAGGCCGUCCCGUGUCCGCGUUUCGCCGCCUAGCCGCGCCGCCUCGGACGAUGAGUGCCCCGGUGGCAGCGGCGGCGGCGGCAGCGGCGACAGGGCCUCGUAUCGCCAUCGCAACGCCGUCCGCGAGACCGAGGAGGCCCCGCACGACUCCGAGGCCUUCGCCAUCGUCGGCCCCGAGUCGGCCGAGGACCUGCACGUGAUCGAGCAGUACAUCUCGGUCCAGAGCCAGGCCUCGGCCGUGGCGGCCGGCACGCCCGAUGCUGCCGGUGCGAGGAAGCGGCUGUUCAACCUGGUCUCGAGGGACCCGGGCAACCCCGUCGUGUCGCUGAGCGUGCCCAGGUACCGCGCCGGCUUCAGGAUGCACCGCGUCCCCGGCAUGGCCCAGCUGGAGAUCAUAGAGCAGAUCCUGGGACCCUUUACGGCUGAGUUGAUCGACGUUUACUUUCGUAAAACACACCCCGCCUUCCCGAUCCUGGACGAGAGCGCUUUCAUCAAGGCGAGAAAGACGCGGACGAUGCACUUGCUCGCGCCCACCCUGUUAUGCUGGGUCUACGCCUCGUCGCUCAUCUUCUGGGACACGUCGCCGGUUCUGCGGAAACACCCGAGGCCCGACGUCAUGUACACCCUCAAGCAGGCCGUUUCCGCAUUGCAGGAGGACUUUCACGCCGCGAGCCUGUCCACCGUCUACACGGGCGUCCUGGACCUCUCGGGCCGGCCUACCACCUCGGCCACGUACAACACCAUGCUCAACGGCCGCGUCGUGGCCAUGGCGCAUCUGCUCGGCCUCAACCGCGACCCGGAGCGCUGGGACCUGGCCGACUACGACAAGCAGUUGCGCAUCCGGCUCUGGUGGGGGACUCUGAUCCAUGACAGGUGGUCUAGCUUCGCCUACGGAGUGCCUCCCUGCAUCGGCCAGAGCCAGUACGACGUCCCGCUUCCAACCCGCGCCACUCUCGCGACACCCGAGCUGGAAUCGACGCUCGAGCGGGACCAGGCUGCACAUUGCUUUAUCGCACUGUGCAAACUAACCGAGAUCCUAGGCGACAUGUUGCCACUGCUGCACGACCUGCGCAGGUCCCCGGCCAGCAACACUUCCCGGAAACGCAGAGAUCUCGAGAGUGACCUCGAGGAGUGGGAGUCUAACCUGCCCGACUAUCUCAGGGAACACGGCCGGAACAGAGGUAGCAAAGCACCCGUGUCAGGGUCCAGUAGUUUACGUCUGGGAUUUCUCGCCAUGAAGAUGUUGCUCUGCCGCAUCAACCUCCGCGAGGUAUCGAGAUCGAACAACCCGCCGGACUCGGAGGAGAGGAGCCAUCAUCUGUCCAAGCUCCGGAAGACGGCUGAAUCGGUCGUAGACUUUAUCUGCUCACUGACGGAGCAAAAUCUGGCCGAGUGGUGGUCGUCGUAUACUGCCUACCACCUUUCGUCCGUCACCUUCCUCCUGCUAAGAUGCGCCAUCGAGUCCACGGAUGCUGGCGUCUCGGACUCGUGCCGGUCAAGCCUUGAGCGGUUACGUGUGAGGCUCCUCGAGGCAAGAGACAAGAGCGGCUGGGAGCUUGGGGACAUCUGCCUGGCGCAAACGGAGGAGUCGGUGACAAAGGUGAUCGACGCGUGCCACAACCACAACAACAGCAACAACAGCCAGGCGGGCACUCAGCCGUACAGCCCUUCUUCCCCGGCCGCGCCGUCGGUCAACUGUGGUGGCGUCGGGGUGGGUGUCCUACCUCUUGGCCUCCCACACUCCGCCGGCGUCCUGCCCCUGUCGGCCGCCUCGCUGCAGCAGGACCCGGGCAUCAUGCUCCCGGGAGGCGGCGCGGGGCCAUACGUGUUCACGCCCCAGAACCUCGGGUCCUACAACGCAGUCGAUCCCAUAGGCUAUCCAUGGGCCGACCUGUGGGACAUGUUCAAUAGCGAUGGGACUGUCCUGAACUAG
Molecule: messenger RNA, 2280 nt
Organism: Gaeumannomyces tritici R3-111a-1
Lineage: Eukaryota; Fungi; Ascomycota; Sordariomycetes; Magnaporthales; Magnaporthaceae
Exons: 4
Coding region: 1-2280 (759 amino acids)
Biological process (GO): DNA-templated transcription
Cellular component (GO): nucleus
Molecular function (GO): zinc ion binding; DNA-binding transcription factor activity, RNA polymerase II-specific; DNA binding
Source: RefSeq, a predicted model, not a curated record